AAAUGAACUUUUCAGCUUGAUUUCAUUUCUCAAGCUUUGUCCUUGGUUUGCCCUAGCUGCUAUCGCCCAACGCACAGUUUGCGCAUUGUUAUCUCCACUUGCGCAAUUACUUGUACUCUACGUAGAUAGCUUCAUUGUGAGCUUCUUUUCUAUUUUGCGGGGCGCAUUCGCUUAGUAAUAUCGGUGACGAUAUUGCACGACGUUUCGGUGUUUCUAUUAAUCAAGAUCUUUUUGUAUGUACGUCGCCAUCUUCAACAUAACCUUUGAUGUUCAGCAUUAUUAAUGAGACCUCGGUGUACAAACCGACAAUUGCCCGCGCGGGAUCGGUAUUUGCGCGCGAAAACAUGCCUCGGACAAAUUGAUCAAAGAGAUUGUCCUGUGGAGGUUACGGAAAAUGAGAUCCUAACGCCUAAAAAAUGUGAACCAUUACCACAUACCGGUAAUUUAUAAUCUCCCUAUGUUAUUGCUGAUUACCUCAUAUAAGAAAAAACAGGGCGUUUGUGCACCAAUAACAUACAGGAAGCGCAUGGUCCCCACAGCCGUUCUCUAUGGCUCUCUAGCUAUCUUCUCUUUAACUGAGUUGGCCCGCUCGAUGGGUAAAACCCACGUCAGUCGUCUUCCCAGCAAUACAACAUGGGCAGAUACAAACCAGCUUAUACAGCGUACAAUACUGCAUCUCACUGUGAUAAAAAUUCGAACGAACAGAUUCGGAAAACGGAUUCCGAUUGGUGCUUACACUUUGUAGCUUGAGUGUCCUAGUCCUAGAGUCUACCUGACUCCUCCUUCAUCACCGUUCCUACAAGCGAUUGGAAUGGCAUUCACCGUAAGCAUGUACUUGAGGUUUUACCAUUUUCUUGCAGGCGAUAUGAACCAACUGAAGAAUAAACUGGAGUUCAUAGAUGGUAAUGUUCAGUGUCUACCUAAUAGACUGUUGAGAAUACAUACAUAUGAAGACACUGGAGUAUGUGAAGAGUUACAUGAGAUCGAUGGCUGCAACCAUUGCCGGGCAAACAGGGCAGCAGGCAACGCCGCUUCCUUCGCAAAUUACAUCGGUGGAGGAACUACAGUCAUUUGUUAUACUAAUGCAGGAUGCAUUCAACAAUUGUCUAAACUGAAAGGUGUGCAUGGAGACACGUUGUCGGAGACUGUACGCCUCAUGAUGCAGCGUCUUCUAACGCGGUCAUUGAUGGCGGAGAUCAAUUACUCCUGUCUCCGCAACAAACACGGAUUCCGGAAGAUGAAGCUAUUCACCGAAGUGCAAGCUGCUCUAUUAAAACGUUUCUCCGGAAGUAUUGUGUCACCUGAUGAUGAUGUCAGGAAAUACUUGAAAUCGAUUCGUGGCAACGCAUGGCGCGACACUACCAAAGGUUGUGCAAGCAGCCAGCAGGUUUUCCAAUUCGUGGACUUGGAGCGCCCAUGA
Dicrocoelium dendriticum is the source of this 1420-nucleotide messenger RNA. The record is from the annotation of a GenBank genome assembly. Lineage: Eukaryota; Metazoa; Platyhelminthes; Trematoda; Plagiorchiida; Dicrocoeliidae.